AACCUUUCGGCGCAACGUAGCACUUUUAUGGUGCCUCCGCUAGUUUAAAAGCUUUUAGGAAGGGUUACCAAUUUCCUAUAAAACACGGAUAUUUCACCUAAAAACCCAGGAAGUAUUGUUUUUACGCUUCAACGGAGGGCAAAAUACGCUUCUGAACAUAUAGUCCGUGGGUUGCGAAUUUGAAGAGCCUUUGAGAAGGAACGUACAUAACUGUUCAGAGUUGCAGUAGAAGCAGAAUGGAAGGAAGAGGGAUGGAGGAAGACUCUCACAAAUCUGGUGUCGUGGAUGCCCUUGACUCUGACAUUGCUGAACACAAGAAAACUGCUCUCCAGGAAGGCAAACUGGAUCUGGCUAUUAAUUCUCUUUUAGACAUAGAGAAGCAGCUCAGGCUUCUUGCUGAUGUUUCUGGUACGCGAAAAGUGGUAGUUGCAAUAGUGCAGCUUUGCUAUGAAGCACGUGCGUGGAAGACAUUAAAUGAGCAAAUUACUCUUCUAUCCAAGAAAAGAGGACAGCUUAAGCAGGCAGUCACUGCCAUGGUCCAACAAGCAAUGCAGUAUAUUGAUGAAACACCUGACCUGGAUACGCGAAUUGAGCUCAUCAAAACACUAAAUAAUGUCUCUGCUGGGAAGAUUUAUGUUGAAAUAGAAAGGGCCCGAUUGGUCAGAAAGCUUGCAAAAAUAAAAGAGGAACAGGGUUUUAUUGCUGAGGCGGCUGACCUAAUGCAAGAAGUUGCUGUAGAGACAUUUGGAGCAAUGGCUAAGACAGAAAAAAUAGCAUUUAUCCUUGAACAGGUUCGAUUAUGUUUGGAUAGGAAAGAUUACAUGCGUGCCCAGAUACUCUCUAGGAAGAUCAACCCUAAAGGAUUUGAUGCUGAUACAUCAAAGGAGAAAAAGAAACCAAAGGAAGGUGAUAAUAUGGUUGAGGAGCCUCCUCCUGAAAUUCCUUCAAUACUGGAAUUGAAGCGUAUCUACUAUGAGCUAAUGAUUAGGUAUCAUUCUCACAGUAAUGAUUAUUUGGAAAUCUGCCGCAGCUAUAAGUCAAUUUAUGAAAUACCUGCAGUGAAGGAAGAUCCAUCUCAGUGGAUUCCUGUUUUGAGAAAAAUCUGCUGGUACCUUGUAUUAUCACCCUAUGAUCCCAUGCAAUCAAGUCUUCUUAAUGCUACACUUGAAGAUAAGAAGCUAUCUGAAAUUCCAAAAUUUCGUGCAUUGUUAAAGUACUUUGUUACAAUGGAAGUGAUACAGUGGGUGCCCUUUUGGGAUGUAUACCAAAAUGAAUUUGAGCAGGAAACAAAUAUGCCAGGAGGGUUUCUAGGUGAUAAAGCUGCUGAGCAUCUUAGAGAGCGUGUCAUUGAACAUAAUAUUCUAGUUGUGUCAAAAUAUUAUUCACGAAUUUCUCUGGCACGACUUGCAGAGUUAUUAUGCCUCAGCAUUCAGGAAACAGAAAAACAUCUCUCUGACAUGGUGGUUUUGAAGUCUUUGGUAGCAAAGGUUGAUAGGCCUGCUGGUAUUGUAAGUUUCAGGACUGCUCAAGACAGUAAUGAAAUUCUCAACUCAUGGUCUGUUAAUAUAGAAAAACUGCUGGAACUUGUUGAGAAGAGCUGCCAUCAAAUCCACAAGGAAACAAUGGUCCACAAGGCUGCUUUAAAAGUUCAAUAGACUGGAAAAUAGAGUAUUUUAGACAAUUAUUUGUCUAAAAUCUAAUUUUUUUCAUUAUCAAAUGCAAGAUUUGAAGCACAUCAAGAAGAAGUAAUCAGUGUUCCUUUGUCCCUGGCAUCAAUCGUUGAUAUUUACUAGUAAGAAUAUCUUGAGGGGAAGGAGGGUAGUCUAGUCUAAGUAAAAUUAAAUGAAUUUGAACACAACGGCCACAUGUUCUUGAUUUUGCUUCCGCUUUUCAACUUUCUUGGCUUCCCUGUUUUUAGCAUGUACUGAUGGAACUGAGUCAGUGCAUAAAUUUUUGAGCUUCUGCUAUGAAUGCUAAUCUCCUAUUUAUUUGAAUCCCCUGUUGUCCUUAUUAAAGGAUUAAAGGAAUUUGUAACAUGAAAAAUAGUUUUAUCUUAAACUCUGAAUUCAAAUUUGCAAGAAUUAACAAUUUUUUUUUCCUA
Cryptomeria japonica (Japanese cedar) is the source of this 2101-nucleotide messenger RNA. RefSeq names its product 26S proteasome non-ATPase regulatory subunit 12 homolog A. Bases 237 to 1655 code for a protein of 472 amino acids. The record is from RefSeq and is a predicted model, not a curated record. Gene Ontology annotation, cellular component: cytoplasm; nuclear proteasome complex; proteasome regulatory particle, lid subcomplex. NCBI's taxonomy places the organism in Eukaryota, Viridiplantae, Streptophyta, Pinopsida, Cupressales, Cupressaceae. The transcript has 11 exons.